AUGAAUAAGGAUUCUCUAUUUUAUGGUCUAUUUUUUGGAGCCAUUCCAUUUUUCAUUAUUGUCUCAAAGUGGAGAAUUGACAGUUUGAAAUUUCAAAAGAAAGAGAGCUUAUACAAAAAAUAAUUACAGUGCUAUACAGAAAUAGAAGAAAAGAAAAAUGAAUAAAAGCAGAAGCACUUGAAAAAUGAUGCGGAAUAAGGCGACACCAUAGAAUAUAACUUAAUAAAUAUAUUAGUGAAAGACCAUCGUCUUAGAGUUAGAAAAAUUUGUAUAACUGGUGGUCCAUGUGCAGGUAAAACCACAGGGUUAAAUUAUCUUGCAGAAAAACUCAAAGAAAGAGGAUUUUCAGUUUACAUUGUCCCAGAAGCAGCUACAACAUUGUUUAUGGGAGGAGGAAUGUUAGAUCUAGACAAUUAUUCAGCUGAAGAUAAAAUGACUUUUUAAAUGAAUUUACUAAAUUUGUAAAUGAAGUUAGAGCAUUGUUUCUAUGUGCUUGCAAUGUUAUGUCCACCGAAUAAGACUCCCGUAUUGUUAUGUGAUAGAGGACUAAUGGAUGGCAAGGCCUACAUGGAUCAAAAUGAGUGGUACGAAAUGAUCGGAAAAUAUAACUUGGAAGAAGUCAAAUUGAGAGAUGAGAGAUAUGAUGCUGUUGUGCAUAUGGUAACAGCCGCAGACAGCACUGAUUGCUAUAGUACUUUGAAUAACAAAGCACGUCACGAAACUUAAUAAUAAGCGUUGGAAAUGGAUCAUAAAACUUAAAGUGCUUGGUCUGGACAUCCAAACUUAAUUAAGAUUGACAACCAUAGUGUUAAAUCUUUUAAUGACAAAUUAGAUUGGUUACUUCGAGAAGCUUUGAAAAUUUUGGGUCAUCCUAUCCCAUAAAAGGAAAUCGGGAAAACAAGAUAAUUUUAUUUAGAGAAAGAUAUGAAAUUCGAAGAUAUUCGAGAUGUAAAAUAUAUGAUUAAGUAUAGGAACAUUAAAUUAUUGAAAUUAAAAAGACUUAUUUAAUUCCAUAAUAUGAAAACUGUUCUCUUGUUUUAUUGCAAAGAAUUCAUGAAGGAAGAUAAUAAUUAUACAUUAAAGAAAAGCUUUUUGAGAAUGAUACUAUGGUUAAAGCUAAUAUGAUCAAACUUGAUAAGAAUGACUUCGAACUAUUCAAGAAGAUAAAAGAUCCAAACUACAUGGAAAUAUCCAUUAAGAAAGUAUGUUUCACUUAUGAAGGAUAAUAUAUUGUCGUUAAUGAAUAUGUAGGUAGUUGCUAAGUGAUUAAAAUAAAAAAUUGUAAAGAAAAUUAAUAAAUUAAAUUUCCUCCAUAUGUAGAUUAAAAAGGAAUGGAAGAGUCAAAUGAGGUAUUUAUUGUUUUUGAAUUUAGAAAAUUACUGCUCGUCUUUUUGCCAAAAAAUAUAAAAACGAACCUAAUCUUCAACUCAGAUCAAAUUCAGAUAAAUAUAAAUUCAGAAAAUUGUCUUUCACAGAUGAUAUAAAUGAAUAAGCCAUCAAAUAAGACCUUGAGGGAUUUCACCUCGAUUAAAAAGUGGCAGACAAAAACACUCAAGUUCCCUAACCAAAAUAAAAUUGAUUAAUAG
This is a messenger RNA of Paramecium octaurelia, 1586 nucleotides long. The record is from the annotation of a GenBank genome assembly. Lineage: Eukaryota; Ciliophora; Oligohymenophorea; Peniculida; Parameciidae.